Molecule: messenger RNA, 15965 nt
Organism: Aedes albopictus (Asian tiger mosquito)
Lineage: Eukaryota; Metazoa; Arthropoda; Insecta; Diptera; Culicidae
Gene: Nf1
Product: neurofibromin
Exons: 10
Coding region: 122-9055 (2977 amino acids)
Biological process (GO): regulation of GTPase activity
Source: RefSeq, a predicted model, not a curated record
CCACAGAACUGUCAAAAGGUGAAAAUUUUGCUCGCGAUCGCACAACGGAGUACGCAGUGCCGCAGUGAAAAAGCUUCAAACCAUGUAAAAAGGACCCGAUCCGCGGUGAAAACUACACGAAAUGGCCACCCAGAAGCCAGGCGAGUGGGCCAACUCACUGUUGGCCCGUUUCGAGGAGCAGCUACCGUAUCGCACCGGACCCCAUGGAACGCAAGCACGGCUCAGCAUCGAUCAAACGAUGACCUGCCUGAUACAGAUCUCACGCUACCGGUUUUCGCUGGUGAUCUCCGGCCUAACGAAGAUGUUACAACGAGUCAACGAAAUUUUUAUUAUUUUGCAGUUUCAGCCGCCGGCCUGCCGGGGACACGAACCGGAGCGGUGCUGCUACGAUUCGUUGAUCAUAAUUCUGGAAACGUUGGAACGAUGUUUAUCGGGUCAGUCGAAGGACACGGCCCGAUUUGAGGAAGCGAUGAAUGUGAAAUUGUUGCUAAGAGAAAUUUGCCAGUUUAUUGAUAUUCAAAAUGAAAACAAUCAGAAUGCAGCGUCGUUGAAAGGGCUGGCAUCGAAGGUAUUGUAUGCCUUGUCGCAGAACCAUUUCGGUGCCGUAUUCAAUCGUAUCUCGGCCCGGCUUCAGGAGCUAAGCACCUGCUCCGAGGAAAAUCCCGACUACAGUGACAUCGAACUGAUUCAGCACAUCGAUCUGGACGUUAACCGUCUCACCAAGUUACUCACCGAAACAAUCCAGAAGUUCAAAUCGUUGAAAAAGUCAGCCCAUUUUAUACUACUGAACUCGCUGGAACGGGCCCUAUGGAAUUGGAUCGAGUUUCAUCCGAAGGAGUUCGAGGAUCUCCAGAGGAACCCGAACGAGGAGCUUUCGAAGGGUUGCGAAACGUUCUUCGAUAUUUUGGACUCCUAUGCGGAGAACAAGAAGGCGCGGUCCGCUGUUUGGCCAUUACAGAUUAUGCUGCUCGUUCUAAGUCCAAAAGUGCUGGAAGAGAUUGUUAACGCUGAUUCUGGAGCGCCAUGCUCGCCAAGGCAUUUGAAGAAGAAGCAUUUCAUGGAAGGAAUCAAAAAGGGUUUGGGAGCGCAUGCAUCUUCGAAGCAAUCGACGGAAUCGGCAGCUAUAGCAUGCGUUAAGCUAUGCAAAGCCUCAACAUACAUCAACAUCAACGACUCGAACAACGUCACCUUCCAACUGGUUCAAAGUGUGAUCAACGACCUGAAAGCUCUGCUGUUCAAUCCGGCUAAACCGUUCUCUCGUGGUCAAGGAUACAACUUCCAGGACAUCGAUCUGAUGAUUGACUGCUGGGUGUCCUGUUUCCGCAUAAAACCGCACAACAACGAAGCGCUGAAAGUGUGUCUCAGCCUUAACUCGCCACCUGCUUAUCAUUUCGUGAUUGUCAGUUCAUUGUUGAAAAUCGUAACCCAAGCUCGGUUGCCAUGGUGGCCCCAGAUCGAUCUCGUCUACGCCAGAUCCGGGGAGCUGCGAGCGCUGUUCACCGAUACGUUGAACAAGGCUACACAAGGAUACAUUGCACACACUCCGCUGCGGAUGAUCACCUCCUUGACGCUUAAAUCUAAGGAUGCACAAAGUCGUUUGACACGUCCCGAUGAGGGACCCGCUCACAAGGCUCUACUCCUUCUAAUGGUACGCCUCAUCCACGCAGAUCCUAUGCUUUUGCUGAAUAGCCUAGGCAAAGCCGGACACGAAGUUCAGAGUUCCACCCUGGAACUAAUCAACGGUCUUGUCUCCCUCGUGCAUCAACCAACCAUGCCGGAUGUCGCCCAGGAAGCCAUGGAAGCUCUACUGGCCCUACACUCCCCGGACAAAAUCGAAGUCUGGAACCCGGAAGCCCCGAUCAACACCUUCUGGGACGUUAGCUCGCAAGUCCUUUUCUCCAUCUCUCAGAAGCUGAUUCAGCAUCAGAUCGCCAACUACACGGACGUCUUGAAAUGGCUCCGGGAGAUCCUCAUCUGCCGAAACACGUUCCUCCAGCGGCACAAGGACUACGCCAACGUGGGCAGUCAAAUUGCCAUUUGCCGACAAGCCCACAUCAAGCUGGAAGUGGUAUUCUUCAUGUACCUCUGGUCCGUCGACUUGGACGCCGUCAUGGUGUCGCUCUCCUGUUUCGGCCUUCUCUGCGAAGAAGCGGAGAUCCGUUCUGGUUCGGACGAGCUCACUGUGGGAUUCAUCCUCCCGAAUUACCACCUGUACCAGGACUUGUCGCACACCUCUAGCACCCUGACCACGCAGAACGUCGAGUCCCGUUACAACUUCUACGAGCACACACAAGGCCGAGCGGCACUCCAGAAGAACAUCAUGUCCCUGCUGAGAAAGAUCGAGCACUGCGUCAACGGGGUUCAACCGGCGUGGGAGGAAACGUUCCGGAACUGGGAGGUUACUUCGAAGCUGCUGCAGAACUACCCAAAGGGUAAACCCGAAGAAGGACAGGCGGAAGUGUUUCACCGAAGCAUGGGAAAACGUAGGGCAAGUCACCAAAGCUCGGAGCAUGACCUGGAAGAGCAGAUUACCGAGUGGGGCAACAUGACAUGGUUCCUGUUGGCCCUGGGUGGAGUUUGCCUGCAGAAACCCCGGAAUCAACGGUUGACGGGCAGUCAGAUGUUACCCAUCGGGGUUAGUGGUCCCUCGUUGAUGCAGUCGACCACAUCGCUGUCCAGCUCGAGUUCCGGACGGGGAUCUAUGCACCCGAUCAUGGGUUCCCUGGUAUCGUCAAUGGGUGGUGGUAGCCAGGACGUCCAGUACUGUCCGGUAACUCAGUUUAUCGGUCAAUUGCUACGAUUACUAGUUUGUAACAACGAAAAGUUCGGUCCUCAAAUUCAGAAGCACGUCAAGGAGUUAGUUGGACAGGAAAUGUCCGCUCAGCUUUACCCGAUUCUAUUUGACCAAAUCCGAUCGAUCGUCGAGAAGUUCUUCGAUCAACAGGGUCAGGUUGUAGUGACGGACAUCAACACGCAGUUCAUCGAGCACACAAUCUACAUUAUGAAGUCGGUGCUGGACGGACGUCAGAGUAAGGACCAGAACGAUCAACCAGCGAACGCCGAACAUCUCGGAGUGACCAGCAUUGAGAACCUCAUGCUGGCGAUCGUACGCUACGUGCGCCACUUGGACAUGACGGUCCAUGCCAUCCACAUCAAAACCAAACUCUGCCAACUGGUCGAGGUGAUGAUGAAACGUCGGGACGAUCUAGCUUUCCGCCAGGAGAUGAAGUUCCGUAACAAGCUGGUGGAAUACUUGACCGAUUGGGUCAUGGGCACCUCGCAUCAGAUCGCUCCGCCCAGCUCGGGAGACGUAACGAUCAUAACGCGUGAUCUGGAUCAAGCUUGUAUGGAAGCAGUCGCUGCACUGUUACGAGGAUUGCCCCUCCAACCGGAGGAAUCCGACCGAGGUGACCUGAUGGACGCCAAGAGUGCUCUGUUCCUGAAGUAUUUCACACUCUUCAUGAAUCUGCUGAACGACUGCGUCGAUGGAUCCGAGGCGGACAAGGAUACCAACAAUCCUCCACUUCUUCCACCACGUCCACGUGUUACCGCUGGCAAACUAACCGCCCUCCGUAACGCGACCAUUCAAGCCAUGUCCAAUCUCCUCAGUGCCAACAUCGAUUCCGGAUUGAUGCACUCUAUAGACUUGGGCUACAAUCCGGAUCUUCAGACAAGGGCAGCUUUCAUGGAAGUUCUGACGCAAAUCCUUCAACAGGGUACGGAAUUUGAUACCCUGGCCGAAUCCGUAAUGGCCGACCGCUUCGAGCAGUUAGUCCAACUAGUGACGAUGAUCAGCGAUAAAGGCGAACUACCGAUUGCCAUGGCCUUGGCCUCGGUCGUAACCACCUCACAGAUGGAUGAACUGGCACGAGUUUUGGUAACGCUGUUUGACGCAAAACACUUGCUCUCGCCACUGUUGUGGAACAUGUUCUACCGGGAAGUCGAAGUGUCGGACUGCAUGCAGACACUCUUCCGAGGCAACUCCCUCGGUAGCAAGAUCAUGGCGUUCUGCUUCAAGAUCUAUGGAGCCAGCUAUCUCCAGGGAUUGCUCGAACCGCUGAUUCGUCCUCUUCUGGACGAGCCGGUUGCCAGCUUUGAAGUGGAUCCGGCCCGACUCGAAGCCUCCGAAGAUAUUGAAGACAACCGGAAGAGCUUGAUCGCACUCACCCAAAAGGUGUUCGACUCGAUCGUCAACAGUGCCGAUCGAUUUCCACCCCAGCUUCGAUCGAUGUGCCAUUGCUUGUACCAGGUGCUGAGCAAACGUUUCCCGAAUCUCCUGCAGAACAAUAUCGGAGCGGUUGGAACGGUUAUAUUCCUGCGAUUUAUCAAUCCGGCGAUCGUGUCUCCACAAGAACUAGGCAUCGUGGGUAAGCAGGUUCCCACUCAGAUCAAACGAGGUCUGAUGUUGAUGUCCAAGAUCCUGCAGAACAUCGCAAACCACGUGGAGUUCUCCAAGGAGCAGCACAUGCUCUGUUUCAACGAUUUCCUGCGAUCGCAUUUUGAAACCGGCCGACGAUUCUUCAUCCAGAUUGCAUCGGAUUGCGAGACCGUUGAUCAGACGUCGCACAGCAUGAGCUUUAUCUCGGAUGCCAAUGUCUUGGCCUUGCACCGGCUUCUGUGGUCCCACCAAGAACGCAUCGGAGACUACCUGUCGAGUAGUCGCGAUCACAAAGCGGUCGGACGACGCCCAUUUGAUAAGAUGGCUACGCUGCUGGCGUACUUAGGACCUCCGGAACACAAACCGGUGGAUUCUCAUCUGCUGUUUUCGAGCUAUGCCCGGUGGAGUUCGAUCGAUAUGUCCUCGACGAACUUCGAGGAAAUCAUGGUAAAGCAUCAGAUGCACGAGAAGGAGGAGUUCAAAACGCUGAAGUCGAUGAACAUUUUCUACCAAGCCGGAACGAGUAAAGCCGGAAACCCGGUGUUUUACUACAUUGCACGACGUUACAAAAUCGGCGAAACAAACGGCGAUCUACUGAUGUACCACGUAAUCUUGACAUUGAAGCCCUUCUGCCAUUCGCCUUUCGAGGUAGUGAUUGAUUUUACGCACACAUGUUCCGACAACCGCUUCCGGACGGAGUACCUGCAGAAGUGGUUCUACGUGCUUCCGGAAGUUGCCUGUGAAAAUCUGCAUGCGGCGUACAUCUACAACUGCAACUCAUGGGUCCGGGAGUACACAAAGUUCCACGAUCGAAUCCUCGCACCGUUGAAAGGCUGUCGAAAAUUGAUUUUCCUGGACUCACCGGCCAAGCUGAACGACGUGAUCGACCCGGAACAACAGAAACUUCCGGGAGCAACCCUAUCGCUGGACGAAGAUCUCAAAGUAUUCAACAACGCUCUCAAGCUAAGCCAUAAAGAUACCAAAGUAGCGAUCAAGGUUGGACCCACAGCCUUGCAGAUCACCUCCGCCGAAAAGACCAAAGUCCUAGCCCAUUCGGUCCUUCUGAACGACGUCUACUACGCAUCGGAAAUCGAAGAAGUUUGCCUGGUGGACGACAACCAGUUCACACUCUCGAUCGCCAACGAAAGCUCCCAGCUGAGUUUCAUUCACAACGACUGCGACAACAUCGUUCAGGCGAUCAUCCAUAUCCGCAACCGCUGGGAACUGAGCCAACCUGACUCGGUCACAGUGCACCAGAAGAUUCGUCCCAAAGAUGUUCCCGGAACGUUGCUGAAUAUGGCACUGCUCAAUCUGGGUUCAUCAGAUCCGAAUCUCCGCACGGCAGCCUACAACCAGCUUUGUGCCCUGACGGCGACAUUCGAUCUGAAGAUCGAGGGCCAGCUACUUGAAACGCAAGGCCUGUGUAUUCCCUCGAACAAUACCAUCUUCAUCAAGUCGGUCAGCGAAACGUUGGCUACAAACGAACCGCAUUUGACGUUGGAAUUCCUAGAGGAAUGCAUCCAGGGUUUCCAAAGGAGCACGAUCGAGCUGAAGCAUUUGUGCUUGGAGUACAUGACCCCAUGGUUGGCCAAUUUGGUCCGAUUCUGUAAACCUUCGGACGAAGGUAAACGCCAGAAGCAGGUGGCUCUGAUCUUGGAGAAGCUGAUCAAUCUCACAAUCGAACAGAAGGAAAUGUAUCCCUCGAUUCAGGCCAAAAUCUGGGGCUCGAUUGGACAAAUCCCUGAACUGAUCGACAUGGUGCUAGACAACUUCAUACACAAGUCGGUGAGCUCGGGACUCGGUUCUCCGCAGGUGGAGAUCAUGGCUGAUACGGCUGUAGCCCUGGCAUCGGCCAACGUGCAACUAGUGGCCAAGAAGGUCAUAGGAAGGUUGUGCCGAGUUAUGGACAAAACUUGCCACUCGCCGACGCAGUAUCUGGAGCAGCACAUGAUGUGGGACGAUAUUGCCAUCCUGGCCCGAUACUUGCUUAUGUUGUCCUUCAAUAAUUGCUUGGAUGUCGCUCGUCAUUUGCCAUAUCUGUUCCACACGGUCACCUUCUUGGUUUGCACCGGUUCCCUAUCGAUGCGCGCAUCGACUCACGGUCUAGUCAUCAAUAUCAUUCACUCACUGUGUACCUGUACCAAACCGUCCUUCUCGGAGGAAACCCAACGUGUCCUGCGGCUAUCCCUGGACGAAUUCUCCCUGCCAAAGUUCUACCUACUGUUCGGCAUCAGCAAGGUCAAAUCCGCUGCCGUGACGGCCUUCCGGUCGUCCUGUCGGCAUCCGAACGACCGCUGGCUAGGCAACGAACGUGUCUCUCAAGCUCCACCGGCUGACCGGGAACGUCUGGCCCUUCCAUCACUGGAGGUCAUCACCGACGCCCUGCUAGAAAUCAUGGAAGCUUGCAUGCGGGACAUUCCGGAUUGCGACUGGUUACAAACGUGGACGUCACUCGCGAAGAGUUUUGCGUUUUGCUACAAUCCGGCGCUUCAACCGCGAGCCUUAAUCGUGUUCGGAUGCAUCUCCAAGAGUAUCACCGAUCAGGACGUCAAGCAGCUACUGCGGAUCCUGGUCAAAGCCCUUGAAUCAUUCACCGAUAUUAUCCUGCUAGAAUCUCUAGUCAUGUGUUUGACACGACUUCAGCCUCUCCUCCGACCGGAGUCCCCCAUCCAUCGAGCCCUCUUUUGGGUGGCUGUCAGCGUUCUUCAACUGGACGAAUCUACACUGUACGCCGCCGGCCUCGCUCUACUGGAACAGAACCUCCACACGCUCAACUCGCAACAACUCUUCGACAAGCAGAACAUCGCGGACGUUAUGAUGGCAACGCGGGAACCGCUCGAAUGGCACUUCAAGCAGCUCGAUCAUGCCGUUGGCCUAUCGUUCAAGUCGAACUUCCACUUUGCCCUGGUCGGUCACCUGCUGAAGGGCUUCCGACAUCCCACACCGACGACGGUUUCCCGAACGUCUCGGGUGCUAACCAUGCUGCUGGGGAUCGUGGCCAAACCGCAUCGGAGGGAUAAGUUCGAAGUGACGCCGGAUAGUGUGGCGUAUUUGACAGCCCUGAUCUGCUUCUCGGAGGAAGUGCGCUCCAGAUGUCACGUUAAGCACACCCUUCCGCGUUGGCCAGCGGAAUCCGGUGGCGUUGGCGACGGCACUGCUGGUGGGGGCGAUCCAUCGGCCGCCCACGGAGCCGGUGCCAAUCAGUCGGGAGCGGGCGGCCAGAACGUUCGGCGCCAGAAGUCCUGGGAUAUGCUGGACCAGUCGGCCAUUCAGUAUGCCCGACAAUCGCACAAGGUGCAACCACAUCAGGACCCGGCUAUCAGAGGAAAAUCCUGGCGAAGUCUAGACUUGUCCCAUAAUCCGAACCUGGGAAUGAUCAGUCAUUCCUCGUUUGUGUCACACGCUUGUACUAAUAUCAAUACGACUACUACCACACUGUCCGCGUACAACACGACCAGUAUCACAAACAACAACAUCAACAACACGAUAAAUGCAAGCACCUCUAACAAUAGUAGCCAAAUCUGUGGUGGUGCGUACCAUCGGAGUGACUUCCGCAAUCGGCGCUCCUCAUCGGAACCGGUUAGCCAGGUUCUGACUAACCCAAACAUUGCCAAACUGCUGGCACUCAAGCAAGCUCACAUUUACUCAGGUACCAGUAUCUCCUCUGCUCCUCCUUCUGCCGCCAUUGGCUCCAAUUGUAAUACUAGUUUUGCGGCAAGCAUCACUACUACUAGUACUCCUACAGCUACUACUGUUACCACUACCACCGCGUCUACUUCGACUAACUUGAACAAUAGUGGCGUCGCCACGUCUAUCACCUCCAACCUUACCUCGACUUGCACUAAUCCCGCCACUACCAAUAGUACGCUGACAAUCAGUACCGCCCACAGUAGCGCCAGUGGCGCCACCAACAGCACUAGUCCGGCGCAGUCAAUCGAAGACGUAGAACACGAUGAUGAAGCCAACAACUUCAUCGUCGACUGCUUGCAAGACAUGUCAGCGAUCAAAUGUUCAAAGACUGCUCGACUACUGUUCAAAACGCAACGAUCGUUUUCCGUUCCGACGCCGAAGGAACGCCAGGACAAAUCCACCGAACGCCAGAAGGAACGUGGAUCGCGAUCGUCCGUUUCCAACGAAUCGAAUGUACUGCUCGAUCCGGAAGUUCUGCCGGACUCGUCCACGCAGGCUCUGGUUCUAACGGUGCUGGCAACACUGGUCAAGUACGCCACCGAUGAGGCAGAACUUCGCGUUCUGUACCAAUAUCUAGCCGAGGGAUCGGUCGUGUUUCCCAAGGUGUUCCCGGUCAUUCACUCCCUGCUGGAUCAGAAGGUGAACAACGUGCUCAACGUGUCCAACGAUCAGAUUGUACUGGCGUCGGUUCAGAGUAUCAUACAGAACAUGUUGGCAACCGAAGACGCCUCCCAGCAGCCGUUGCACUUUUUGCAGAGUUGCGGAUUCGGAGGCUUGUGGCGUUUCGCCGGACCGUUUACCAAGUACAACAUGAUGGUCGAAUCGUCGGAGCUGUUCGUCAACUGCCUAGAGGCGAUGGUUGAAACGUGUCUACCGGUAGAGGAGAACACACCGAUGCCCCCAUCGCCGCGACCCUACAAUCUCAGCUCGAGCCUGAGCAGCCUGACGUUGGGGUCCCCGACGGACAAAGGUUCUUCCUCAAACUAACUAACUCCUCAUCGAUGUGUAAACUGUUGGUUGUGUUGUUGGUUUCCUUUGCCUUCCCUGUUCUCCUUCUUUAGAUGAUCUUAGUGUUCUCAUGAUUAUUUAUUUCCAUACUCUUUUCCUCAUCGUAGCUUCCAUUGUUCUGUCUCGACGCGGUCUAUAUGCGUAUGUGUGAUUUUGCAAGAUGAUCUCAUACACGUGCAUUUAAAAAUUGAAAACAAGCACUUACAAAAUGUGCAAUGGGGUGAACUACUAAUUAGUUUGUUGGAAUCUUGCUGAAGAGUACGAUAAGCGUUGAAAACCAAAUGCAGAUUUCGGCGCCUUUAAAAAUAUGGCCAUACGUAGCACCUUUUUCCAACACAGCCUCCCUUAUCGUUACACAUGCAGAUCACCACAGCAGACGGAAUCGCAAAUCUACCUCGUUCUGAUUUACGGACGUCACUUCUCCGACAUUAUCGACGUCAGGACCUAUCGUGGCACCAACAUCGACUCCGACAACUACCUAGUGAUGGUCAAACUGCGCCCAAAACUUUCCGUCAUCAACAAUGUACGGUACCGGCGACUGCCACGGUACAACCUAGAGUGAUUGAAACAACCGGAAGUUGCCUCAGCAUACGCGCAGAAUCUUGAAGCCGCGUUGCCAAACCAGAGCGAGCUCGAUGAGGCCCCUCCAGAAGACUGCUGGAGUACAGUAAAGCAGCCAUCAACGACGCAGCCGAGAGCACCAUCGGGUAUGUGGAACGAAAUCGAUGGAACGAAUGGUUCGACGAAGAGUGCAGAACGGUUUUGGAGGAGAAGAACGCAGCGCGGGCGGUAAUGCUGCAGCAAGGGACUCGACAGAACGUGGAACGUUACAAACAGAAACGGAAACAGCAGACUCGCCUCUUUCGGUAGAAAAAGCGCCGCCUGGAAGAAGCGGAGUGCGAAGAAAUCGAACUGCUGUGCCGUUCUCAAGUAACACGGAAGUUCUACCAGAAGUUCAACGCAUCCCACAUCGGCUUCGUGCCGCGAGCCGAAAUAUGCAGGGAUAAGGACGGACGGACGUGAGCUGGACGAAAGGUGGAAGCAGCACUACAAACAAUACCUGAAUGGCGUGGAGAACGCACGGGAGACCACGGCAACGGAAGAAACGACAUCGCCAGUACAGGCCCAACGAAUGGAUAGUCGAUUGUGAUGCGUCAAGCCACCGCUUUCUGGAACAACCGUUACACUAGCGGGAAGGAAUGUUGUAAAAGUAAAGGUCAAAGACAGCGUACCAUUGAUUUGCAAAGCCAAAGGGUGGUAUGCCGAAAAGAAUAAGCUUGUCAGUAGUUCUGCGGGUUCCGAAGUUGGACAUUAAUUUAGUUUCUGUUAGCAAGUUGACUGAGAAAUGAGUUGAAGUCGUAUUAACCGGAACAAAACUGUGAAAGUCUGCAUAACGGUAUGACUGCAGCUACAGCAGUGAAGUCUGGAAAAAUGUGCUACAUCAAACUGAUCAAAUCCGAAACCAUAGCAGCAGAUCACUCCAACGAAUGUCUGAAUCACUGAAACAGGAAUGUGGGACACUGUGAUUCAAAUUCUGUUCGUCAAAUGGUCAACAGCACCCAUGCCAUCAGGACUACAGAUUGAAAGCUGUCCAAUAGAGGAUAGAUGCUGUCUGGAAGGAAAGAUCGUUCUUUUGUAACGGUUUGUAGUAGCCCGUCGCCGGUUUGUGAUAUGUAGCUUGUCGCGGUCUAGAGCAGUAUUCGUCAGUUUGUUAAAUAAAAUUCAGGAAAAUGUUUGUGUGUUUCUGGUCACCCGAUUAGGACUCAGCCAAUUACAGCAUCUACCAUCAUCCUUAAACAUUAGCCACUUUGCUUUGCCUGCAAUAUGGACGUAGACGGUGGUAGCGAAAGGAGGCCAUUAGGAUCUUGAAGAUCAUCAAUUGAGAAAGAAAUGGCCAGUAAUCGACACGAGUGAAGACCAUUGUAUAGUGGCUAAUGUGUAUCUAUAUUGUGUGUAUGGUGGAAUACAAGGACACAGAACCCCGAAGUUUUGCCGUUAAACCCUGGUUACCUCAAAAACGAGGUCCAAGGCGAAUCCUUGACACAAAGGUGAACCCCAACUCCAAAUUGGAUAACCCUCCGCCAUUAACAAGAUUCCGGCGAAGACUUGAAGUUCCGGCCAUUUGCUAUACCCGGCCGAAGACCCAAAGGAGGCACAUUCUUCGGAAAACAAGGAUCUCUCGGUUCAUUUGGGCGGCAAAGGUCGCAUUUGAACCGUGGACCGAGAAGGCGCUGGAGAGGUGAACAAUGGAUGAUGGCAGCAGGAGAACGGGGCCCCGAAGAAAAGGUCAGACUAGUGGUGAAAGUGGAGUAAAGGUAGAUAGCUAGGAAAAAUAGACAGAAAGUGCACGAAUACUAAAUAUACAGGAGUGUGAAAAAUGCAGUUCAAGUGUUUCCCUGAAUCCGCGAAAGAGCAAGGAUAAGCGUUGCAGACCCUACUUAGAGGAGGUCAAAUAGAGAGUCUCGUUAGCCGCCGACUUCGAUAGAUGACAAAUCAAGAUUCAAGGUGGUGUACUUUUUGCAGCGGAAGUCAGAAGCGUUUGAGAAGAUAAUGCAGCACGUCAGGAUGGUAUGUAGAAACUUGUCUUGGAAAUAAGUCUUCAAUAAAACGAUCGGGCCAGGGCGGUGAAUACAAGUCCAAGAUACUUGGAAAGUUCUACCGUGCAGAAGGGAUCACUCCGUAGUACAUUUAUUAUUGCGUGCUAUUCUACGCAGCGGAACGGAAUCGUUGAGAGGAAAAAUCACAGUCUCGUGGAAAUAACCUGAUGUCUUCUAAUUGAUGCGAAGUUCGGGUACCGAUAUUAGGCGAGAAAGCUUGAAAAUUAUUUUCAUUGGAUACUCGGACCACCACAAGGCGUACAAGUUCAUUGAUCCUGAUAAUGACAAAGUCGUAUUCAACGGAGACGAACGUUUUCCCGAAGCUGAUGAUCGCACGAACGAGGUCCUAAAAUUGCCAAAUUUGAAUUCAAUCAAGAAAGAUCAGAUAAAACAACAAAGAAGAUUUGUCAGAACAGGAAUCCACCUUCAUUAAUGAGGAGAAGUAGUCCGAAUCAGCCGAUAGCGGUAUCGAGUUUCUCAGCAGCUCCGAAAGACUUGAUUCACCACAGUCACUAUAGUGUCGUGAGCGAAAAGCUCACGUGUCUUUUAAAGAAGUACGAAGUAACAAAGGAAAAAAAACAUCUGCACGACAAUCCGGGUCGCCAAAAAAUUGUUUCUUCAAAGUCUUCAAAGCUAUUACCUUGCUAUAGUUGCUAGCCCGAGGCUGCUGUAAUUGAAAGACGCUGAAGUUAGCCUACUUCCACGGAGAACUUCAAGAAACUGCCUAUAUAAGACAACCUCCAGGAAUGGCUUCAAUCGACCACAAAGUAGUUUGCCACUUCCGCGAAAGUGUUUAUGGCUUGCAGUAGGCUGCUCGAGUCUGGCUGGAACACCACGUUUGAAGCUGCGUUGAAACGAUUUCCACAGUCGAAGAACGAUUUCUGCCUCUAUGUAUACAUAUCUGGAUAUUUGCUGUAACUGGAUAGCGGUUCAAUAUUCUGGAGUUCCAAGAAGCAAAUAUGUAUUUCCGUGAACAGUACGGAAGCUAUCAGGAAGUAUAAUUUAUGAUGAUAAUCAGUCUUGCAUUGAGCAACUAUCCUCACCGAAUGCAAGUCGUAGACCCAAACACGUCGAAACCAAGAACCAUUGCAUUCGACCAAAGAAAUGGUUGACAUGUUAACUAAGCCACUUCAUGCGAUAAAGUUCCAAGAAGUAGCUGGAAUAUUACCAACGAGAAGGAGUGUUGAAGUAGGUGAUGUUGACACAUAGCAGUAAGCAUCCCUAACAACAGAGGUUUCCAAACACUCCAGGCAAGACAAAAUACGAUCCUAAUGCAUGUUCUCGAUCGAUCGAGUCACGAAAAAUGCGAACCCGGAUAAAGCAGUGGAUCACAGAUGGUACCUGGAGGAAGAUAGAGGAGCAAAGGAACGCCAAAGCCGCGAUAGAGCGAGCGACAACACGAGGAGCCAAAGCUGUAGCCCGUGAGCGCUAUUCGGCUCUCGAGAAGGAAGUGAAACGUUCAUGUAGACGGGACAAAAGAGCGAACUCCCUAGCCAACACCGGCGACAUUCGUUUCCUCUACGAUGUUUCACGUGCCCUUAGUGGAACUAAGAUGAAUGCUACGAUGUCCGUGAAAACCCGUCUGGACAGUUAUUGACCGAUCCGGCUGACCAAUUAGGCCCUGUCGCGAGUAAAACAAAAUACGCCAGUUCGCUUUGAUGGAGGGAAGGAUGUAUACAUAUGUAUACGACUCCACAAUGAUUCACGGUCGCCAUGUAACAGAAGUUGAAGUGGUUCUAGAGCUCUCCACAGUAGUAAUGUUUUUGGUUUCCCUGGGUUUAGAGUACAUUCGUGUCUGGAAUCCAAAAAUGGCCAAGCAAAGUGUCCGCUGAGCAACAAAAAUUUCCCGACUUUUUUUUUAAUUUUUUGUACGAGUUGUAUAUGAGAUCAUCUUUGAAAUUUAAUAAUGAUUCAUUGCAUCGAAAGACGAGAGCAUAUGCCCUUUUCAUUUUGGUUCGAUUUGAUAAAUGUCCUCUAGGUUUAGUUUGAUUAAGGUCAUCGCAGUCGUUAGAUUUCUUUAAAACAGUUUGGAUCAGUAGCAUCAAUAUGCUCUACAGCACAGAGCAGAAUACACCAAAAGUUUUCAACAUCGACUUUCUAAACAACUGCGUUGAAUGUUCUAAAUGUAUACCUGUAUACCUCUCUACUGUGUAUGUACCGCGAUAAAUCUAGAAUUUACCUGUUGGCGGGAUUUACGAAAUCGUAUCUAACUGUGGGUUGACUUGUUGAUUAUCGACGUUCUAUCGUGCCAGUCUCUAUGUUAUAUAACUAUUCAAUCUGUUAAACUAGGUUAGUAUCUAUGACGUUAUUCGCUAACACCAAGUGCCAUUCGAUUUUUCCCCUUAUGACUAGAUUAAUGGAUCUUGAAAACUGUGACAAAUCGCUUGAAUGUAAUUUUAUAAUUUUUCAUAAGCGCGCAUGAUCGGUUACCGUAAAAAAAUCGUACAAAUUUUCGCUUCACACUGAUAAAAAUACUCAUACUUUUCUCUAAUUCUUCUCUUUCAUUCUCUCUUCUUCCGUCUUCCCUCACGCUAUAUAACCGGUUAUGAACAUUACAAAUGUUUUCUUUUCCAAAAUCUACCUUUUCCGUUACACUGUUGAAAUUGUUUCCUAACGCUUGAUUUAAAUUUCUCUCGAAUCCAAUUUACUCGAUUGUUGUACGAUCCAAAACAAAUAUAAAAAUAACCAACUAACACGUAGCCUUUUCGUCAGAAUCCCUAGAUCACGACGGCUUUAGCGGUAGUGUUAGUUCACUGCGCAGAGCUUCUUGCAGCAAAGUACGUAGUACAAAGCAUCGAUUUGUUGACAGUCCAACACAUAACAUUUAAAAAAAGAGAUAUGUAAAACUAGAUGUACAAAAGAUGGAUACCAUAUGAUCGUAAGAUAUUAUCAUCAAACUCAAGUUAAUAGAAAAACUACACAAACACAUGCACGCAAGCACAUUCAAAACAUAAUCGUACGAUUUGGAGACGUCAGUAAGAGCUAUUCUUUUUCUUCUUUCAUGUGUGGUGUUGGGAGUUUACAGAAUUCUAGUCAGACGCAAUUUCAACAUUUUACAUUUUUAAUUGCAUAAAGUUUUCUAGCUAUGAACAGAAAAUUCCCGGAUUCCUUUUUAAAAUUGAUUUCUAAAUGGAUGACUUUCAAUGUCAAGACGACGCAACAUUGAUUAACCACAAAGUGGAAUGAAAAGUUUAUCUAGGUUCAUUCGGAUGAUACGUUGCUCAUGGCUUCAAAGCGCACAAUGCUCGACAACAAGAAGUACUCAAAAUGGUGCCAUUACCCCAAGUCUCUGCAAGUCUAAAAAGAAAUGUCUUACCAUUUUGUUCCCGGAAAGAGAAAACUGUACAGGAAUCUACAAAAGCAUUGUUUUCUUUGCAAACGGAGAGAAAACAUUCGUAUCUUGACACAUAUUUAUGUCCGGAAAAAUGGGAAAAUAUUUCUGUACAUUGAAUUGAAAAAUAAGAUUUUUGUUUAAACGCAAAGCAUAGUUGAAAACCUUUCCUGUGCGAGUUAAAAUGUAGAGCUUGUGACGAACGGGAAUUCUAUUUGAAUGAGUGUAAAGUCAUUUCAAAACGGAGCACAAAAGAGUAUGUAGGGUCUGGGACCAUUUGGGCAGGAGCACCUAUUUUGGGCACUUGCUGCUAUAACUCAGUCAAUUUUCAACCGAUUGACUUGAUUUUUGAGACACGAUGAGCUAGGCACAGUAUCUAGCCAUGUACAAAAAUUCAAGUCAAUCGGUUUGAAAUUGACUGAGUUGUAGCAGCAAGUGCCCAAAAUAGGUGCUCCUGCCCAAAUGGUCCCAGACCCUAUCUCAAUUUAAGCACACUUGAAAGUACAUGUAAUUGCAGAAUAGGCGUGCAUUUCUAAUUGUGUUGCUGCCAAAAUUGAAAGCUUUAGAUAACAUAAUAUCUACAGCUAACAGCUCAAAGCAAAAUAAUUGAAGUUUAAUUUUUCUGAUGGUCCACAUUUUUCUACUCAACAUUACACACGCACAUGAAUCAGUACAUUAUUAAGUUUACAAGUGGUGAAAUGAUUUAAACACAAAGGGCUUUAGUUAGUAUACUCUUGAUUUUGAUAGCGGUUAUCAGCCAUGGCUCUGUAUACAAUCACUUGUUUUCAUCCAAUCCAGCGAAAACAAGCCUACUUUGUGUAACCCAAUUACAUAUUGCAUAAAAGCACACAACAGCCUACUGGAAACACAUACACCCACAAAUACUGUAAGAAAACUAUUCGUACUGAAUGACAGAAAGAACCUACAAAAUUUAAUACAUAUUUUUACGGCUAUAUGUCAA